AUGAACGGCCAAGUCUCAGAUGGGUUCCUUCACGCUCUGGUAGCCGUAGCCGUGCGGUAUGUUCCUGAUGCUGAGGGUGGAAGCAAGACAGACCAGGCCGCGCAUCAUUUGGGAGUUUCUGAGCAAUGCGCCGAUCUGAACGAUAUGUCCAUGGAAACUGUGCAGACCCUAACUCUACAAGCCAUGUGUCUAAUAUCUCUUGGCCGCGGGUCUGCAGCUUGGAUGAAGAUUGGCACGGCUAUCCGCAUGGGUCAAGGCAUGGAGCUGCAAAGACAAGCCAUUUCUGACCAUGCAUCAUCUCCUUUGAAAGUUAACCUAGCCCGACAGUGUACCCUUGCACUGUAUGCAAUGGACCGUUUCAGCGUUUGCGGGUCAAAUCGGCCGAUGAUGAUCAGCGACGACUGGGUUCAAGGGUCAAGACAAUCGAGUGACCGGUCUGGCCUCAGCGCAUUUACAAGGUUAGAUCAGCCAUCCUUUCGAAAUACUGAUCAAGGGCAAGUAAUUCACGACCUAUUUGCGGAUAUCCUCAGACUCCUCGGUCAAUCGACCCGAUACCUUCAGAAGGGCGGCGUUCAGGGCGACAGUCAUUUUCCGUGGCAUCAACACUCAAUCCUCUCAAAGCUAGUUGGAGAGUUGACCGAAUGGAAGACCCGGGUUGAUGCAGCUAUUCCAUUUCACACUCUUGACUACUCCAAUAGCAUCAACGUCAACUGGCUCUGCCUGAGCUGGUUUUCGUAUCAUGCCAUUCUGGUCCGCCUGUACCGACAGUUUCUGCCGUUGAUCAUGGUGGAAAACGCAUCGGAUUAUACAUCAGACGCAUGGCAGAAGGAGACUUCAAGAAAAUGCGUCGAACAUGCGAUUAAAAUGGCCGAGUUAUGCGAUGAAGCCACAGGGCAUGGCUACUCGUGGCCUUUCUUCACGUCGUUUUGCCUCGCAUCCGCAGCUACGGUACUCAUACACGCCAAAUACUACGAUUUCGUAACUGGAAGCGUUGAGUAUCUGGUCACUGUUGUCGAGCGGCUCAUAACGAUGCUUGCCGAGAACCCACUGGUAGAGCUUCAGCUGGAAAUGUUGCGGAGAAUGUACAAGUGCCACUCGGAGAUGAUUGUAGAAUACUGCUCUGGCACUUUGAUGACAACAAACUUGGAUCUGACACAGUUUUAUAAAAGGUAUCCCAAGGGCGAGUUUGAUCCCAGCCACAUUCCUUUUGCGCAGCCAAAUGACUGGAUGGAUGCAAGUCUCGAUGGGCCAGACGACCUCUUCUCAUUGGGCUCUCUGCCCGAGAAGUUGAGCAGUUUACGAGGAAGUCCCUAUCCAUUCCAAAGGGCCGGUGCAUCCUUGUCUCAGACACCAAGACUCUCGGAGGCUAGCGGAAGUUGGUCAAACCAGUGUCACGUUUCUGGAAUGACGAGUUGUCUUGAUGACUAUCUUCGACUCGACGAUGAGCAUUACACUCCAAUGCCGGUAGACGAUAAUCAGAUCACACAGGCUUACGAGCCAAUGGAUGAGGAGCUUCUAAAAUCAAGUAUAUAG
This is a messenger RNA of Fusarium keratoplasticum, 1533 nucleotides long. Its product is annotated as Fungal-trans domain-containing protein. Gene Ontology annotation, molecular function: zinc ion binding; DNA binding. Bases 1 to 1533 code for a protein of 510 amino acids. Lineage: Eukaryota; Fungi; Ascomycota; Sordariomycetes; Hypocreales; Nectriaceae. Gene Ontology annotation, biological process: DNA-templated transcription. The transcript is spliced from 6 exons. Gene Ontology annotation, cellular component: nucleus. The record is from RefSeq and is a predicted model, not a curated record.